Molecule: messenger RNA, 5385 nt
Organism: Trichomycterus rosablanca
Lineage: Eukaryota; Metazoa; Chordata; Actinopteri; Siluriformes; Trichomycteridae
Gene: als2b
Product: alsin Rho guanine nucleotide exchange factor ALS2 b
Exons: 35
Coding region: 191-5197 (1668 amino acids)
Biological process (GO): endosomal transport; regulation of GTPase activity
Cellular component (GO): centrosome; dendrite; cytoplasm
Molecular function (GO): guanyl-nucleotide exchange factor activity; small GTPase binding
Source: RefSeq, a predicted model, not a curated record
CAGCAGUCUCUAGCCACAUCCCGCUGUGCGUUACACGGACUUCAUUUAGCUUUCCUUCACCUGAUGAAUAUUUCACCUAAAAAGUCGCAAACGUUGUAUUUUUUGAGGAUCGGUUACCUGACUGUCCUUGACAUUCAUACAGUCAUCAACCAUGCUUAUUCAAAUUCAGUGAUAUGGAGAAGAUGUAGUAAUGGAGAAGCUGACGAGUUUUGGUAAGGAAAACCGUUCUGAGGAACGAGGGGUGCUCCAUACAUGGAAGGGUUACUCCUACAGUGUUACUCCAGAAAAAGUGCUCCUCUCUCAGCCUGUGAUCCAGGUCGCAUUGGGGUCCAAACAUGGGGUUCUGCUGGUGGAAGGUGGGCAGGUGUAUAGUUUUGGAGAACUUCAAUGGAAGCAGAACCCAUCAGCAUUACGGACUACAGAACCAGUCCUAGAGGCGGGACUAAGCGAGCAGCGAGUCGCCUCAGUGGCUGCAGGCAGCUUCCACAAUGGGGCGGUUACAGAAGAUGGCACUGUGCACAUGUGGGGGGACAAUACAUAUGGCCAGUGUGGACUAUCAGGACUCUCUGUCGUUCCCAAUCCCACCCCUGUGGGCGUGGUGGACGGUGAGAUUACCCCACCACAGCCGGUUCGAAUACUGGAACUGGCGUGCGGUGAACAGCACACUCUGGCACUGUCUGUCCGACACGAGGUGUGGUCAUGGGGAACAGGUUGCCAGCUUGGACUGCUAACAUCCACCUAUCCUGUGUGGAAGCCUCAGAAGGUCGAGCACCUGGCUGGAAGACAUGUGCUGCAGGUGGUCUGCGGGGCCUGGCACAGCCUGGCGCUUGUUCAAUGCUCUUCUCUUCCUACAGAGCACCGGAAGCCUGAUGAUAAAUGUGGACAGUGUAAUCAGUCACUUUAUACCAUGACUGACAAAGAGGAUCAUGUCAUCAUCUCCGACAGCCACUACUGCCCGCUGGGGGUGGAACUUGAGGAGGAGGACAAAUUAGACACGGAGAACAGCCUCGCUCAAGGAAACGUUGGCAAAAUUAGGAGUUCCCCGUCUGAGCCAGUUUUAUCUUCUCAUAGCCAGAGCUUCAGGACAGCUGUUUCUUUUCAGGAUCAGGUUCAUAUCAGUGGGAGAAAAUGUGACCAAUCUGCCUCUAAUGAUCCAGAGGUAUCUGAGGUUUCGUUGACUAAUGGAGAGGUGUGUGAAGCAGCCCAAGACCCAAGCACCACUCAAAAAGACAAGAGCUUAACAGGGGCCAAAUCCUUUCCUUAUCCAGAUGAGCAAGCACUCAAAGACUACCUGAAAAAGCUUUCUGACCAGACACAGGCCGAGCACUUGUCUAAGAACCCAACUACAGUGCCGUGUGUACAGGCUCAUGCUGAUCAUGCAGUUUUCGCAUCUGACUCAAGCGCCCCUGUGGCCCAGUCAGUAACUCCGAUGAGUUCUGCCCUGAACAACCUGGUGGUUUCGUAUGCAUCCGCUGUAGGGGAGAGAGUAGCAUCCACAUAUGAGGCUCUGUCUCUUAGAAAGGUCAUCAGCUAUUGGGGUCCGGGCGAGGAGCGCGUGCGUCAAGAGGAGCACAUGCAAGGCAAGAAAAGCUCAAGCCUGGGAGACAUCCGAGAGGAGGACGCAGGGGGGCUCAGCCGCCGCCUUUCGCUCCCUGGUCUGCUCUCACAGGGUACAUUCGCCCUCCAUAUCUUUUGCCACCACAUGUUGUCCCCACGUCUCUUGCGGAGGGUGAGUCGGCAGCGUGACCCAGCCGUCACGCUCACCACGGCUGGCGUGGCUGAAUCAGAUGCUCGUCUGCCCUCUCUUCAGACUGAGGUGUGGAGCUGGGGACGGGCUGAAGAGGGACAGCUGGGACAUGGUGACGUCUUGCCCAGACUGCAGCCUCUGUGUAUUAAGAGUCUGAAUGGUAAAGAGGUAGUGAGAGUGGCAGCUGGUGCUCUUCACUCACUCGCCCUAACUGCACAAUCAGAGGUGUACUCCUGGGGCAGUAACAGUUUCGGUCAGCUGGGGCACAUGGAAUCUCCCAGCACCAUCCCUCGUCUAGCCAAGCUCUCUGAGGGAAUUCGUGCAUGGGAUGUGGCAGCAGGAGAGCAUCACACUCUUCUGUUAGCUGAUGGAGACUGUCUUCAGCCAAUCCUGUACUACAGUGGACAGCAGGUGAAGGAGGGAUUAGAUGAGACUUCACAAGAGCAGACGGGAGAUUACACCCAGCAGCCGGUCCUACUGCCCUUCUGCAUGAAUCUUGGCUAUGUGAGCAGUGUGUUUGCGGGUGGGCAGCUUUGUGCAGCGCUGGCUGACCGUAAUGUAAUUGGCUUCAUUGCUAGCCUGCACGAGCUGGCAGCAGCCGAGAGAAAAUACUACUGUAAACUGACGAGCAUCAAAAACCUCCUUCUGCAGCCACUGCUCAAACUGGAUUCUUUAAGCUCUGCGCUGGGGGCCUUCUGUACUGGACUUCUACAAAAUCUGAUUAGUCGCUUCAGUCGUCUGUGUCAGUUGACGGGUCAGAACUCGGCCGCCUUAACCUCAUUCCUGAGGCGCUCACAUGAUCUUAGAGGGCUUGUUGUCCUUGAAAACGCACAUCUGUUUCUGGACACAUAUUUUGAGUACAGCUCUGCAGUGGGAAACCUGCUGGUUAUGGGAGGCUUUCAGGCAUUUGUAAAACCUUGCCAGGAUAUGUUUGGAAAGGGGACAGACAUUUUACAGAAACUGUCUGAGUGUUCUGAAGACGGGGCCAUGCUGGCCGACAUUCUGGUUCAUCUUUUUUACCUGCCCAUCCGUCAUCUCCACGAUUAUGGCCACCUUCUUCUUAAAUUAGCAUCAUGCUAUGAGUCGAGCUCUGUGGAGUAUCAGAAGCUACAGGAGGUCUCUUCUAAGUAUGAAUCUCUUGCUCUUCACCUUAAGAGGAAAAGGAAGGAGGCAGAGUACACACUACACUUUUGGAAGAGCUUUCCUGGAAAGAUGACUGACUCACUGCGUAAGCCGUCUCGUCGCUUGGUGUGUGAGAGCAGCAAUAAAGCUCUGACCCUGCAGAACGCUGGCCGCUUCUCAGUCAACUGGUUCAUCCUGUUUAACGACGCUCUCGUUCACGCACAGUUCUCCACACAUCAUGUCUUCCCACUAGCCACGCUGUGGGUGGAACCAAUAUCUGAGGAAAACACUGGCCUGUACGGCCUAAAGUUGACCUCACCUGAGGAGAGCUUUACACUUCUGGCCUCGUCACCAUCAGAAAAGGCCAAGUGGUUACGGGCCAUAAAUCAGGCCGUGGAGCAGGCAUUAAGUGGAGCAGGGUCAGACACUGUCCCUUUUACCUCGCGGGCAGACCCACCCAUCUCUCGAACCGCCUUCUACACGUUCUAUAAGGACAGCAGAUUAAAGGAAGCCAAGUUUGAGGGCCGCUGGGUGUCAGGCAAACCUCAUGGCAGAGGCGUGUUGAAGUGGCCCGAUGGGAGGAUGUAUACUGGAACAUUUAAGAAUGGACUCGAGGACGGCUUUGGUGACUACAUUGUUCCUAACAAGAGCCUAAACAAGGAUGAUCAUUACCAAGGGCAGUGGAAGGAUGGCAAGAUGCAUGGCUUCGGGACCUUCAGGUAUGCUACAGGAGAAGUGUAUGAGGGCUCCUUUCAGGAUAACAUGCGUCAUGGUCAUGGCAUGCUUCGGAGUGGAAAACUGAACUCCACCUCCCCCAGCGUCUUUAUCGGCCAAUGGGUGAACGACAAGAAAACUGGCUAUGGCGUCUUUGAUGACAUCACCAGAGGGGAGAAGUAUAUGGGUUUAUGGCAGGAGGAUCAGAAGCAGGGAAACGGCGUAAUCGUCACUCAGUUUGGACUGUAUUAUGAGGGCGCCUUCAGCUGCAAUAAGAUGAUGGGUACAGGUGUUUUGCUUUCAGAAGAUGACACCACAUUCGAGGGGGAUUUCUCAGAAGACUGGACUCUCAGUGGAAAGGGUACUUUGACAAUGCCUAACGGGGACUACAUCGAGGGUUACAUCAGUGGAGUGUGGGGGACUGGCCUGAAGAUAUCUGGGUGCUACAACAAGCCCAACCUGUACGACUACGAUAAAGAAAAAAGACGUUCACUUAAACUGGGCCGGUUAGCUGUGCACCCGGAGGAGAAGUGGAAGGCCGUGUUUGGGGAGUGCUGGAGCAGACUGGGCUGUGACAUUCAAGGGCAGGGGGAGACCAGGACUGCCUGGGACAACAUUGCUAUAGCAUUAACCACUAACAAAAGACAACACAGAGACAGUCCUGACCUUCUGAGUCGGUCCCAUAAUAAAACUCUGGAAAGUUUGGAGUUUAUCCCUCAGCAUGAUGGUCCUGUUACCUUAGAGAAAUAUGAAACCAUUCGCCGAUACCUCAUUAAGGCGUGUGAUACCCCGCUGCACCCACUGGGCCGGUUGGUGGAGGAUCUGGUUGCUGUUUAUCGGAUGACUUACGUGGGUGUUGGAGCAAAUCGUAGGUUGUUGCAGCAGGCCGUCAAUGAGAUUAAAUCCUACCUCAACCACAUUUUUCAGAUUAUCAGAUUCCUUUUUCCCGAUCUUCCAGAUGAAGGAGGGUUGCUUACUGAAGCUUCAAAUGCAAAGAAGGAAUCAGAGUCAAGUGAAACCAAGCUAGAAUCUCCAAAACCUGGUCGUGUGGUCAGUAGUUCAGCCCUUCUCUUGCCCAUCUUGCUGCCACGGCUCUACCCGCCACUCUUCACAUUAUACGCUCUAGAAAAGGAGAAAGAGGACGACGUGUACUGGGACUGUGUGCUACGCCUCAACAAACAGCCCGAUCUUGCUCUUCUCGCGUUCCUCGGAGUCCAGCAGAAAUUCUGGCCUGUUACCAUCACAGUGCACAACGAAAAACAAAAGGUUCUAUCCAGCACUAAAGAUGCUUGUUUUGCUUCAGCAGUCGAGGCACUACAGCAGAUCAGCACGACAUUCACCCCCUCAGACAAGCUGCAGGUCAUCCAGCUGACCUUUGAGGAGAUAACUCAGGAGGUGCUGUCCUUGCUGAAACAGGACUUUCUGUGGUCCAUGGAUGAUCUGUUUCCUGUUUUUCUCUACGUGGUGCUGCGUGCUCGGAUUAGAAACCUGGGCUCAGAGGUCAGUCUGAUAGAGGAUCUCAUGGACCCUUGUGUGCAACAUGGCGAGCACGACAUCAUGUUCACCACACUUAAGGCAUGUUACUAUCAGAUUCAGCAUGAGAAGAUCACAUGAGGAUCUGAAUAUUCACACCAGCCACCACCUUCAGACUGUAAGUACAGCUGUGCAAGAGGCUGAACUGGAUAAUCAACUGACUGAAUGAUGGGAAAACCUGUCCAGGUUCCUCAUCCUCUCUGUCUGCACAGCACAGAUCCAACGGUUUUAUUUAUAUUACAGAAAUUCUAAUAGAUUGUACAUUUCCA